CUGGGGGGGGGCAAGAGACAGCCUCUCUAGGAGAAAUAGAGACCCCUCCCCAGGAGGGAUAGAGAGAGACCCCCCCUCCCAGGAGUGGGACAGGAGACCCCUGUGGUUGGCCUUUUUGGGGUCCAGAGCCGCUCUUAAUGGGGAGGGGGUGAACAGAUCUUUGUUGCUGUUGCUUCUUAUGGGAAAGGGUUUUUUUAAGCAAGAGCCCCCUCCUCAUUUUACUCCACCUGGAAGGGGAGAGGGGGUCUCUAGGGCUGAAUGGGGGCUUGAAUCUGGGGCUCCCCAGCAGCCCCAUUAAUAGGUGUAGUGUUUAAGAUACCAGCCUAGAAAACGGGAGACUGUGAAUUCUAGUUCCGCCUUUGGCACGAAAGCCGGCUGGGUGGCUUUGGACCAGUCUGUCCUACCUCACAGCGCUGUUGUAGUGGGGAAAAUAGGAGGAAGAAGGUGUGAUGGAUACCUUCAACAACUUGAGUUAUUUUUAAAAAUAAGAAAGGCAGGAUACAAAGAAAUGAAGUCUACGUUGCCUGGAUCGGCAUUGGGGUUUUCAGAAAUGGUGGAAAUUAUCUGGCAGAUUCUCAAAAAGUAACGUUGACUUGUGCUGACUUCAUGGAUGUGUCGCCAUGGACCUCUGGGCAAAAAGGAGAAUUGGUUUCCCUUACACAGUCCUGAGCGUCUCCGGCAAUGGCUCUCUCAAAUGAACCAAGAAAAGUGGGUCCCAACCAAACACCAACACUUGUGCAGCGAUCAUUUUGCCCCUUCCUGCUUUGAGUACCGGUGGGGAGUUCGCUACCUGAAGCCCGAUGCUGUUCCCACCAUCUUCCAGACGUCGGACAGCCCACUGAAGAGGGAGAGUCCUGACAAACCGCCUUCAAACUCAUCAGCCAAGAAGCUGGCUCUCGAUUGUGAUGGAGAGGGGGGCACCCCAGCUGCCCAGACCCCGACCUGCCAGGAGCCUAACACCAUGGAGACCCUCGCCAUAGCCAUAGACCCCAGCGUGGCUGCCACGCCAGUCUACCUGGAGACCCAGUCUUCGGCUCCCACCUUGGACUUCCAGACCCUCUCUGGACCCCUGGUCGGAGCGGUGAACCUGCUUCCUCUGGUCCAAAUUGUGGAGCCCCUCAAAGCCGUCACCCUGGCGGUGGCUUCCCCCACGCCAGCCGUGGCGGGCCAAGCUUUGCAGGAGCCCCUGGAGCAGCAGGUGGUGGACUUCGUGGCCUCCCUGCCCCCUGCCUCCCUGGGAGCCUUGCCCAGCUCUUCUCUAGGGCUGCCUGGGCAACUGUGUGCCGAAGUGGCCUUGCCCUGCGAACUGGUGGCAGCGGGCGACCAGCCCUCGCUCCAGGCCCUGAUGGCCGAGCCGGCAGCGGUGGCCGAGCAGGGGGCUCUGGUGAUUGAGAACAUCUCCAUUGAGCCGUUCCUGGACGGCAGCCCCUCCGUGGCCGUCCCCAUCCUGAGCCCCCUGCAAGGGUCCACUGCCACCGAGAUGGUGGCCUAUUUCGAGACCAUCCCCACCGCCCCCGUGGCCGCUGCGGCCUCUUCCGGGGUGACGCCCCCCGAGACGGUCUUGUCCUCGGCCCUCAGCCUGCCCAUCGUCUCCACCCUGCCCAUCGUCUCCAACCAGGCCCCCCUGGAGGGCGAGGAGCUGAAGCUGGACGAGGGGAGCUCUGCCGAGUCUUCGGAGGAGCAACUGGAGGAGCACGGCUACCACCGGAACGAGGGGACGACGGCGGAGCUGGUGGAGGUGGUGAUGGGGCUGCAGAAGAAGGUGAAGGUGCUGCAGCAGAGGCACCGGCGGCACUGCGCCAAGCUGGACGCCAUGAAGAGCAUGGUGGAGCAGCUCUGGAAGGAGAACUUGGCGUCGGAGGAGAAACUGAAGCUCCUGGAGGUGGCCUGCCUGCAGUCCAGCACCUUUGCGCCAGAGAGCGGCGGCGCAGUGGCCAUCAUCUGCCAGGAGAGAGAGCAGGCCUUGGUCUACGCCGUGCCUCAGCUCCCCAGCGAAGGCAGCGAGACCAUCCUCCGGUUGGAAGAGCAGUGAGCCGGGACUGAAGGGGGGUGGGGGGCAGCUGAGAACAGGCCUUUCUGCACCUGGUUGCCCCCUCAGUCCUCCCCAGGGGGUGACCAGAGCUUGCCCCCCCCCGGAGCCUCCGGGAACCCCGGCCCAGCUAAGCAGAGCCUCUGCUGAGUGGGCUGCUUCUCCGUGGCCUUAUUGCAUCAGCACCUUCUGGUUUCUCUCUGGGGCUACUUGAGAUCAUUAUAUAUGCUGAACUUUCAGCCCUAAUCCUUCUCGGGCCUCCCAGGCUGCUAAUUUGCAUUCGCCCCGGCUGGUGUGGCCGUGGCCCAGGGUGAUGGGAAUUGUAGUGCAAAAGGGAAGCCUUAACCACCGUUCCUCCUCCCCUGCUUGUAAUUCUCGCCAGUGUUACCGGACCAGCCAGCUUCGUCUCAGUGGCCAAGAAGUGUCCUAUCCAUUUUCGGAGGUCUAGAACGUUCUGUCUGUUGGUGCUUUGUUUUUUUUUUUGAAAGCUUCAGAUUCGGUGUUUGCAAGGUGUUUUUCUUCCUGGAGGGGCUGUUGGCCUCUCCAGAUCUCUACACUGAUUCAAACUAGGUGGGAAAGAUGAUUCUGGGCUGCUGAUCCCAACUGAGCCUUUUAUGCAGAGCUUACAAUCUGAUGGGUUAUUAUGAUUAUUAUUAAGGGGUUGAAUGGAACCUGGAGAGGACAGUGAGUGAGUGUAGGAAACACAGUAAGGAGAGAGGAGAGACUCUUUUAAGGGGUCACGAAGGGAAGUGUGGAAAAGAUUGACACAUGACAACAAUUGACAAUAGGCCCCGUGAAAUUGGAAACGUACGUGUGUUUUGCAGCCACGAAACCAGCUGGAGUUGUGCGUGCCCGCCUUCUUCAACCUGGCACUCUUAACUUGCUUUAGAGUAAAUCUCAGAAUCCCAAGAUGGGGCUUUUUGUGAAUUGUAGUUCAAAAGCAUCUGGAGAAACCACCAAGCUGGACGUGAAAUUUUCAAUAGACAAGAUUUAAGAACAAUUCGAAGAGCGUUUAGACUUCUUUCUGCUUUUCCUUGUGUCCAAUUCCUGUAAUUGUCCUGAAGGCCAAAAUGUCUUGCCAGCUGGCUGCCAAAUAGGAUCCCGAGUGAGUUUUGAUCAUAGAUCCUUUCAUUGGUUAAAUCUUCAUUUUAAAAAAAAAUAAAAUACACUGGCUUCUGUGAUUAACCCAUGCGUUGGAGGAAAGAUUUAAUUAAAGAUUUUACAAAGGCAUGCCCGUCUUCCCCAGCCUGGCGGCUUUCAGAUAUGUUGGGUCUAAAAUUCCCAGCCAAGAUAGCCAAAGGAACUCUGGGAGUUGUAGUCCACCCCACCUGGAGGUUGCCCGCUGGGGAAGGCCAGGGUAAAUCUUGAGAGAAUUGAGCAGGGAUGAUCUUUUUUUGCAUGUGCUGUGUGUUUAUACAGGUCUGUAAUUUAAACAAACGAAUAAAGGGAAUCUAUCAGAAAA
Messenger RNA from Crotalus tigris (Tiger rattlesnake), 3491 nucleotides. It is a transcript of the gene THAP8, whose product is annotated as THAP domain containing 8. Lineage: Eukaryota; Metazoa; Chordata; Lepidosauria; Squamata; Viperidae. The record is from RefSeq and is a predicted model, not a curated record. The transcript has 4 exons. Bases 611 to 2032 code for a protein of 473 amino acids.